Molecule: messenger RNA, 1485 nt
Organism: Tachysurus vachellii
Lineage: Eukaryota; Metazoa; Chordata; Actinopteri; Siluriformes; Bagridae
Gene: e2f3
Product: E2F transcription factor 3
Exons: 7
Coding region: 207-1442 (411 amino acids)
Biological process (GO): regulation of transcription by RNA polymerase II
Cellular component (GO): RNA polymerase II transcription regulator complex
Molecular function (GO): RNA polymerase II cis-regulatory region sequence-specific DNA binding; protein dimerization activity; DNA-binding transcription factor activity, RNA polymerase II-specific
Source: RefSeq, a predicted model, not a curated record
CCUAAGCGGCUCAGAGGGAAGUUCGUUCGCUCUCGUUUCUCGCUUCCAUCUGCUGCUUUUUCGCCUCCCUUCUUUUCACAUCUUGAUCGAAACGAACACAUAAGACUCUCCUUUCUUGAUAUCUGUGAUUAUUUCAAGCGUGUGUUGGUGCGAUUAUUAGAAAAAGAUCAUCGAAGUCAGGGAGGUACAAAGCGAGAUCUCUGAAGAUGAGGAAGGGGUCCUCGGUUUCAGACACAACGAUUAUAUCAGCCUCUCUUAUUGAGCCGAAUAUGGGCUUGAUUUCGGGCUCCGAUCGCCGUUCUGCAGUUUAUUCCACACACAUCCAAAUGAUCACACCGCCUUCACAGCCUAAUCAUGUCCGGGUGUCUUCAUCUAGCAGCCUGUAUACAACUCCUCUCCAAGGAUCUACAAACAGCACCGGCUUGCGACCUGCUUUAGGACGACCUCCGGCCAAACGGCGCUUGGACUUAGACCUCGCUGAUCACCAGUACAGCGAACCGGCCCGAACGCCGAGGGGUCGCAGAGCAGCUCUCAGAAUGAAGAGUCCUAAAGCUCCUAAAACCCCACCAGAGAAGUCACGCUACGACACGUCCCUCGGCCUCCUGACCAAGAAGUUCUGCCAGCUGCUGGCUCAGUCCUCAGAUGGCGUGCUGGAUCUGAACCAGGCUGCCGACACGCUCAACGUCCAGAAGAGACGCUUGUACGAUAUCACCAACGUGCUGGAGGGUGUGCGGCUCAUUAAGAAGAAAUCAAAGAAUAACAUCCAGUGGCUGGGCUCGACUCUACCCUCGGAAUCGGGUCCGGUGUGUCCCCUGGGCCAGCUGCAGACUCUGAGCAGAGAGAUGCUGGCCCUGAGAGACGAGGAGAGACGACUGGACGAGCUCAUUCAGGCCUGCACUUUCAAUGUGCAGCAGAUGACUGAGGAGAUGCACAACCAGAAGUAUGCCUAUGUCACAUACCAGGACAUUCGGAGAAUCAAAAGCUUGCAGGACCAAACUGUAAUCGCUGUUAAAGCACCAACAGAAACUAAACUGGAGGUUCCUGACCCAAAGGAGAGUUUACAGGUUCAUCUGAGCAGCUCUAAAGGCCCUAUCGACGUUUUCCUCUGCACGGAUACCAGCGAGUCCAGCACUCCCCUGCGUAACGGCGUGGACGUGAACGGAAACGACACUGCUUUCCUCCGAAUGUCCAGAGAAGACACCAAAGAUACAGAAAUGGGCGAUUCUCAGCAGUCCAACAGCAGCAUGACGCAGAGCGGGACAGCACCCCUGUCUCCCUUCAGCUCGUCUCUGUCUUCCAUCCUGGGCCCGUUCGUGACGCUCUCGCCCGCGCUGCUGGGAGACGAGUACCCGCUGGGCAUGGACGAGGAGCAGGGCAUCAGCGACCUGUUUGACUCCUGCGACCUGGACAUGCUGCCUCUGGACGAGCUGCUCAUGGUGUGAGCCUGCAGGUGAACAGGAGAUGGUUUACAUGUCCAUUUUUUUU